CAAACACAUUAAGAUUUGUCAUAAGAAAAAAAGAAAGAAAAUAAGUGCGAGAGAUGGAGAACUUCCCCGUGAUCAACUUGGACAAUCUCAACGGUGAGGAGAGGAAAGCUACACUAGACCAGAUUGAAGACGCUUGCCAGAACUGGGGAUUUUUUGAGUUGGUGAAUCAUGGAAUACCCCUUGAGCUUUUGGAUACUGUGGAAAGGUUGACAAAAGAGCAUUAUAGGAAAUGCAUGGAGAACAGGUUCAAGGAGGCAGUCGCAAGCAAGGCCUUAGAAGUUGAAGUGAAGGACAUGGAUUGGGAGAGUACCUUCUUCUUGCGCCAUCUUCCAACCUCCAACAUCUCUGAAAUCCCUGAUCUCUGCCAAGAGUAUAGGGAUGCAAUGAAGGAAUUUGCAAAGAAAUUGGAGGAGCUUGCAGAGGAGUUGCUAGACCUGUUAUGUGAAAAUCUUGGAUUAGAGAAAGGGUACCUGAAGAAUGCAUUUUAUGGAUCAAAGGGUCCAAAUUUUGGGACAAAGGUAGCAAACUACCCUGCAUGCCCAAAGCCAGAGUUGGUGAAGGGUCUUCGUGCACAUACGGAUGCGGGUGGGAUUAUCCUUCUCUUGCAAGAUGACAAGGUCAGUGGCCUUCAGCUUCUCAAAGAUGACCAAUGGGUGGAUGUGCCUCCUAUGCGCCAUUCCAUUGUUGUUAACCUUGGUGACCAAAUUGAGGUAAUCACGAAUGGGAGAUAUAAGAGUGUGGAGCAUCGUGUGGUUGCUCGAACUGAUGGGACCAGAAUGUCCGUAGCCUCAUUCUACAAUCCAGCCAAUGAUGCUGUUAUCUACCCUGCACCAGCAUUGUUGGAGAAAGAGGCACAGGAGACAGAGCAAGUGUACCCAAAAUUUGUAUUUGAGGAUUACAUGAAGCUCUAUGCUACGCUAAAGUUCCAGCCAAAGGAGCCAAGAUUUCAAGCCAUAAAGGCAGUGAACUCAUUUUAGAUUACUUCCAAUUACAACACACCUUAACUGGAGCUAUACCUAUACAAUACUGCCAGAAGAAAUUUUAUCAAUUUGGAAAAUUGAAGGAAAAAAAAAAACAGCAAGGAGGCAGCCAUUAUUUGUUUUCAAAUUAUUCAAUUGCUUAUUUCAAAAGGUGAUUUGAUUACCUUCAUUUCAAUAAAUAAUGAAUUAUUUCAAUAAUAAGCAUUUCCCCGCCUUCUCUCAUAUCUUUGUUGGGUUAGUUGAUAUAUUGUAUCCUUUAUUUACUUCAUUAUUUUGGAAAAUAAAAACUGAGGUUCCAAGUUGGCUGCUGUGACCCAA
Molecule: messenger RNA, 1298 nt
Organism: Glycine soja
Lineage: Eukaryota; Viridiplantae; Streptophyta; Magnoliopsida; Fabales; Fabaceae
Product: 1-aminocyclopropane-1-carboxylate oxidase-like
Exons: 4
Coding region: 54-977 (307 amino acids)
Source: RefSeq, a predicted model, not a curated record